AUGAAUCAUAAUAAAAUUAAUUAUCAUUUAUCUGUAAAAGAUGAUGAAAUAAAAAAGCACGAAUCCAAUAAUAAAUAUGGGAUAUAUAAAUAUAAGAAUGAACAAAUUUAUAAAACAUAUGAUGAUAAAGAUACUCCUAAUUAUAUAAAUAAUUUUUAUGAUUGUUUAGAUACUUUCUGUGAUAAUGUAGGAGAUAAAAAUGAGUUUGAAAAAAACAAAGUCAUAAUGAAAAGUGGUACUACAAAUGUACAUAAACAUUAUGAUAAUACAUUUAAUAAAAAUAGGAAUAGUGUUAUAUCCAUAAAUAAUAUAAAUAGUGCAUAUAGAAACGAAACAGAUAAUAAACCUUAUAUAUCAAAUAGUGUUCCUAAAUAUUUAAAUAAUAACUUAUUAAUUGAUGAAAAUAUAUUUAAAACUCAAAAUAAUGAUAACAAUGAGAAUAUUAGAAAAUUUCGGAAUAUAUCUUAUAGUGAAAUAAAACAUCCAAAUUAUAAUUACUUAAGAAGAGAUGCAGAACCAAAAUGUCGUAUGUCCAAUGAAAGGAUAUAUUCAUAUAAUAAGGAUAAUUACAUUAAUCCUCGUUUAAAAGAUAAUUAUUGUAAUAUAAGUAAUUCUCCACGUAAUAAUAGAGAUAUGCAUUUACAAAUAAGAGAUGACAAUUGUAAAUAUGUUGAAAAGUUUUAUACAAAUUGUCAAAUACAAAAAGGCAAAGAAAAGGAUGCAUAUAAUAAUAAUAAUAAUAGUAGCAAUAAUAAUCAUAAUAAGGCUGGUUAUUAUAAUUAUUAUGUUUAUAACAAGGGUUUUAAUUUUUAUGAAGAAACCAUAAAUAAUAAUAACCAAUUAAAACAGUAUAGUAAUAUACAUUCCUUAAAAAGUAUAGAUGGUGAUCAAUAUUCCCAUUUAAAUUACACUUCAAAAAGUUUUAAUGAUAAUAGAAAUAUGAAUUAUUAUCAAGAUCAAAAUAAACAUAAUAAUAAUUCUUAUGAUGCUACAAGAAAGGAAGGUAAUGAAAAGCAGUAUCACAUGUAUCAAAACGAAAGUAUAAUUCCCUUUUUAGAAAAUGAACAUAGUAUAAAUGAUCCAAUUAUUAAAAUACGUGAAAAAGAGAUAACACGUUAUCAAAAUAUAGAAUAUCUUCAAAAUAACGAACAUAUUAGAAAUAGACAUAAAGGGAAAAAUAUUCCUGGCGAAAAUAUGAUGUUUCAAUUUGAUAAGAUAAUAGAAAAAAAAGUUAAUAUUUCAUAUACUCAUCACGAAUAUGUUGUAAGAAAUAAAAACAAACCUAUUGAAUACAACAAAGAUGAUUUCUAUUUUUGUAAAGAUAAAGAAGAUAGUGAAAAUAUGAUGAAGUGUGAUCUAAAAAUAAUGAAUGAACAGGAUGUUAUACAUAAUAUAAAUGAUACUUCAAUGAAUCUAGAACAAAAAAAAAAAAUCAUUAGGCUUCAGAAUGAUAAUAAUUUAUAUAAUGAAUAUGAUAAUUAUGAUAAUGAUAUGAACAUGUUCAUAAAUAAAAUUUAUAAAAAUAAUAUGUACCAUAAUGAAAGGAUGCCUAGAUUUAGUGAAUAUCAAAUUUAUAAGAAUUCGAACGUAAUGUAUUUAAAUAAAAGUGAUAACAAACAGAAGCUUAUGGAAAAUAUAAAUUGCCAUUAUGAAAAUUUUAAUUCAAAAAAUAAUGCAAGUUUAUUACCUGUUCAGGAAAAUAGAAAAAAUGAUAAUGGAUUUUAUAUGAACAGUCAGAAAUAUAUGAAAAAUAUUCUAAAAGAACCUGCACAGUCAGAAGGUUCAUUUUAUUCUUACGAGAAAGGUUAUCAUAAUUAUAAUAAUGGAAAUAAAGCUAGCACAAUUAAAGAAUUAGAUAUUAACAUGAAACAAAUAUGUAAAGAUGGCUAUGAUGUAAAUAAAAAAAUAAAAAAAAACCAAGAAAGGAAAGAAUGUAAUGUUAAUUAUUUUCCAUAUAAAACAAGUGCAUAUGAAGAUAAAACAAAUAAUACCACAAUGAAUAUGUUAAAAAAAGUAAGAACAUAUAGUCACACAUCUUCAGAUCACUUUUUAAAUAAUUCUUAUGUAAAUAAGAAUAUACAAACUACUUUUCAAGAUCAUAAGCAAAAUGUUGAUGAUAAUUCAUAUGGAUAUAUUGUGAAAAAUGUGGAAGACAAUUAUAUGAGUAAGUUAAAUAAUUUGUCACCAAGGAAAGAAAAAAUGAAUAUGGAACAUUUGAAAGAAAGAAAGGAGCAACAUAAUCGUAUGCUUUCUUCAGAAAAAAAUUGUUGUUUUAUAGAUGAUAAUAAUGAAACAAAUUAUAAUAGAGUAGUACUUUUAAAAAAUAUCGAUAAAGAAAUAGAAAUAGAUAAUAUUUCGGAGCAUUUAAUAGAAGAAAGAAAUAAUAAUUCUUCCUUGGAAUAUCAUAAUUUGAAACAAAAUGGAAAUGAUAAAAUUCCAAAAGGAAAAGAUAAUAUGUGUGAUAUUUCAGAUAUUUAUAAUAAAAAUAUAUAUACGAAUGAAAAUAAAUUUGAUGAAUUUGACGAAUUUGCAGAAAUUUAUGAUAAUAUAAAUAAAGACAUUCAUAAAUCGAAGGAGAAUAACAAUUUCGAUAUGUAUGAUAGAAAUAAGCAUAUAAAAAAUGAAGAAGAUGAAUUUUUAGAAAUUUAUCAUAAUACAAAAGGUCUGAAAAAUAUUGAGAUGGAUGAAUUUUUAGAAAUCACAGAUAAGAGUAAGAAAACAAAAGAAAAUAAUGUUCAUGUUGAUGAAUUCUUAGAAAUCAUAAAUAAGAAUAAGAACAUAAAUGAAAGUGAUGUUCAUGUUGAUGAAUUUUUUGAAAUUAUUGAAGACACACAAAAGAUGAAAAAUAAUGAAAUCGAAUUAGAUGAAUUUUUUGAAAUUAUUGAAAGCACACAAAAAAUGAAAAAUAAGGAAAACGAAUUAGAUGAAUUUUUUGAAAUUGUUGAUAAAACGCAAAAUGUGAAUAAUAAAGAAGUACCAGUAUAUAUUAAUUUAGAGAAUCAUACUAAAGAUGAUAAUAUAAAUAAAAAUAGUGUUAUGAACAAUAUGCUCUUUGAAAAUGUCAUAGAAAAGGAAGCCAAUAUAAAUAUCGAUUUUGUAAAAGAGGAAGAAAAAGAUACAAUAAAAUCAUUUUCCAGGAAUUAUACAUAUAAUACAAAUGCUGUUUCGAAUGAAGAAAAUGAUAUAAAUUUAUUACACUUUUAUGAUGCAUAUGAAACAACAAAAGGAGAUAACAAACAACAUAAAUCAUUUAUGUAUGCUUCAGGAAAAGAAGUUAUUAUAAAUAAAGAUAUAUUAAAAGAAAUGAGAGAAAAAAUAUUUGACGAUGAUAAGGAUACUAAUUAUUCAUCUGAGGAAAAUAAUAAAGGAGAUAAUAAGUACAAUAAAGAAUUAACCGAAAAAAUCGUAGAAAGGGAUAUGAACUUAUAUAUGGAUCGUUUAAAUGAGGAAAAAGAUAUAUUAAAACCAUUUCCUAGAAAUUUCACAUGUAAUACAAAUGUAUCUUCGAAUGAAGAAGCUUUAAUAAAUUUAUCUGAGUUAUGUGAUAUUAACGAAAAUGCAAAGAUAACUAAUGAACAGAACAGAUCUUUUACGUAUGCUUCUGGCAAGUCUAUUCAUAUAAAUCAAGAUAUAUUGAAAGAGAUGCAUGAAAAAUUGUUUAAUGAUGAUGCUUAUUCAGAUAAUAAAAAUAAAAAUAAUAAUAAUAAAAAUAAUAAUAAUAAUAAUAAUAACAAUAAUAAUAAUAAUAAUAAUAAUAACAAUAAUAAUAAUAAUAAAAAUAAUAAUAAUAAUAAUAAAAAUAAUAACAAUAAUAAUAAUAAUAAUAAUAAUAAUAAUUCAUAUGAAAAAAGUGCGAAGAAGAAGAAUGCAGAAUUGAAUACACCUUUUAUAUACACAUCAGGGAAAGAUGUUAAUAUAAAUAAGGACAUAAAAACAGACAUAGAAGACAAAAUAUUUGAAGAUGAUACUAAUGAUUCAUAUGAAGAAAGUGUGAACAUUGAUAAUAAAGAAUUAAAUACUUCCUUCACAUAUGCAUCAGGAAAGGCGAUUAAUAUAAAUAAGGAUAAACUAAAGGAAAUGAGACACAAAUUGUUUGACGACGAUGAUGGUUAUAAUAAUUAUUCUUUUGAAGAAUAUAAGAACGAAAAAAAUAAUAACGAAAAAAAUAAUAACACAUUAUAUACAUCUUUUACAUAUGCAUCAGGAAAGGAGGUUAAUAUAAAUAAAGACAAAUUAAAAGAGAUGAGACACAAAUUGUUUGACGACGAUGAUGGUUAUAAUAAUUAUUGUUUUGAAGAAAAUAAGAAUGAUCAUAAUAAACAAGUAAAUACAUCAUUCACAUAUGCAUCAGGAAAGGAGGUUAAUAUAAAUAAAGAUAAAUUAAAAGAGAUGAGACACAAACUGUUUGAUAACGAUGAUGGUUAUAAUAAUUAUGGCAGUGACCAAAAGAUAAGGUCAGAAAAAAAAAAUAUAUUAUACGUUUCACAUGAUUCGGAGAAAAGUAGAAAAGUAGUAGAAGAUAAAAUAUUAAGAGAAAACGAAAGGGCACAAAUUGAUGAUAAUAAAAAUGGUUAUGAAAAAAAUAUAGAAGAAAAAUGUGUAAGAAGUUUAUCAUGUGAAUAUAGAGAUAAAGGUUCAGAAGAUGUGGAUAUGACUAAAUCGAAAGAACAGGAAUUAUACAAAUUAGACAAAUACGAUGAUUAUAUAAAUAAAAAAGACGAAUUAAAUAAGGAUGAUAAAAAUUGUAGAUUGUUAGAUAAGUGUACCUUACAGAUGAAUAAAAAGAGAAAGAUGAGAUAUGAUAAUAUUUCAAAUUCUAAAAGAGAUUUUAUAAAUCCAAGGCAAAGAAAACAAAUAAAGAUAUUGGAAGAAGAAAAGAAUAUGAAUAUUUAUAAUAAAAAUAAUAAUAUAAAUAAUAACAAUAAAUGUAAGAAAUUAAACUUGAAAAUUAAUGUAAGAAAUUAUGUAAAGUUAAUAAAAGAUAAUCUUUUAAAUAUAUCAAUAAAAAAAAAGAUAAAAGAUUGUAAAUUGACAAAUACAUUAAUAUAUAUAAAUGAAAAUAAAACACCUUUUCAUUUUCAUUGGUUCAAGGAUGAUUACAUAUAUUUUUAUAAAAAUAAAGAAACUGAGGAAUAUUAUAUAUGUGAUAUAAAUAUACUAUAUGAAUUAUUCAUAUUAACAUUAAAAGAAAUGAAUUUAUUUGAUAUAUAUGAUUUUAAUUGGUUUUACAAAAAAUAUAAGUUGAUUAGUAUAUCUUUGAAUCGUACAUAUAGAAAGAAUUUAAAGAAGAAUUAUAAAAGUAUAAAGAAGGAGAUUAUGAAUAAAAUUAUAAGGGAUAAUUAUUUGCAUAACGAUAUUGCAGGAGGGUUAUCUAUUCAUGAAUACUAUGAUAAUUUUAUAUAUGAAUAUUUAAAUGCACAUACAUACAUAAAUCUGAGAAGAAAGCAUAUAAAAUUGGUAUCAAAUGGAUAUAAGGAAAGAAUAUAUUUGAAUAAUGAAAAAGAGGGAACAAAUCAUGAUAACAAAAAUAAGUGGAAUAAUUAUGAAAUGGAAAAAGAUGAAUUUAUAGAUAUAAAAAAUUUAGAUGACAUAAAAUUUAAUGAAGAAAAAGAUUUUAUGGAUAAACUAAAUAAAAUGGAAUAUAAAGAAUUAAAAAAAAAGAAUUAUAUGAAAAUGAUAAUUAAAAGUAUUGAUGAAACAGAGGCACCUUGUCCUUUGAAAUUUAUGUAUAAAUUAUUAAAAAGAUAUUUAGAUGAAAGAAGUAAGAAAAAAAGUAUUUUACAAUUACUAAAGGAUAGAACAAUAUCUUCUAAAAUAUCUAUGAAUUUAAGAGUUGAAGAAAUUAUAAUAGAAAAAAAAAAAACAAUAAAAAAUAAUAAGAAUAAUGAACAUAAUAAUAAUUUUAAUGAUGAUAUAUAUGAUAUUCAUAAUGAUGAUAACUAUAACAUUGUCUUAAUUUUAAGUGACAAUUUUGAUUAUAUACAUUGUUUUGUAAAAGAUGAUUAUUUAAAAAAUUUUAUAAUAUCUGAAAAAAUAAGAAAGGGGAAUAUUAUAAAAAUUAAUGCUUUAGAUAUAUAUAACAAUAAUAUGGGAGAAGGAAAAGAAAAUCAUGGUAUACAUACAAUAUAUUUUCUUUUAUCUAGUAAUGAUUUAAUUGAAAUAGAUAAAAAGGAUACACUAAAAAUUGGUUUCACAAAAUAUAAAGCUAAAAAGAUACGAUGUAUUCAAGAUUUUGGUAGUACUUGUUUUUUUAUAGAUGUUAUAAUGAUAAGUAAAAGUGAUUUUUCUUAUGGAUUUUAUGAUCAAGUAAAAAAAAAAUAUUACCUUUUAAAUAGAAAUGUUUAUGAAAAACUCAUAUACAAUUUAAAGAAUGAAAUAACCAAAAUGUUUCAUGAGGAAAAUUUUAAAGAAAAUAAUGAAUAUAUUCGAUUGAAAAAUGAACUAACCAUGUUUCUUGAGGCAACACCUUUUUGUACGAUACAAGCUAUUGAUUAUUCUUCCUUAGAGAGGAUAAAGGAUACGGAUUCGUAUGAGGACAAAAUAGGAUAUUUGAUCAAUUCGUUAUGUCAAAUAAAAAUGUUCAAGAUUGACGAGGGAACCUAUGAAAGUCUACGGAAAGGAAGCCGAAUACAAUUAUUCAAUGUUUUCGUUCAAAAAUCAAAUCAUAAUAAUAAUAAAUUUAAUCAAUUUUUGGAUGACCACGUUUUAGAUGAUUUUCUUUUUAAUACAUUCAAUGGGAAGAUACAUGGGGAUAAUAUAAAAAGAGCUUUAAAUUAUCAUAUGUUUGAAUCUCGUUUUUUAAAAGAUAUUACAAAAAUAAAUAAUGAUGACAUUACAUAUGAUAAAUAUUUACAGUGUAUACAUGCAUCAGUUUUAAAAAAGAAACAUUAUGCACCUAUAGUAUUUCAAGCUCUUCAUUCAACAUAUAUAAAUAUAGAUGAGAAAUAUAAAAGUAAGUUAUUUGAACAACUAGAAGAUGUUUUGAAAUUACAAAAUUAUAUACAAUUAAAAACAGAUGGUAGUAUAGUAACAAAAGAAACAAAAGAAAUAAAAGAAAAAACAUAUCCAUCAUUUAUAUAUACCAAUAUAUAUAAAAUACCUGUAUUAUCAAGUGUACAUUUUCAUAUAUUCAAAAAUUAUAUCAAACAAAAUAACAGGGAAAACAAAAUAUAUUUUGAUUUAAUCCAAGGAAAUUUGUAUUAUAUAUCUGGUGUAGUUAUACAUUAUACAGACGUUGAAAUUAAGGAUAUUAUUGAUUUCAAAUGUGCGCAAGAGAAAAAAAAACUUUUAAACUAUAAAAUAUUUUUGUUGACAUCUAAUGGACAUUUAUGCUGCGUAAAUGUAUCCAUGACAUGUCCAGAUUUUUUAAUAUCCUCUUGUAAAAAGGAUUACGAAAAUAAAGAAAGGGAGAUAUUAAAAAAAAUGAUACAUGUGUAUUGUGUAGAAGAAAAAGAGAAAAAAAAUAAUAAUAAGGUUGAAAUAAAUAAUUCGAAUAAAAAAAAAAACGAAACGAAUACUUAUAAGAGUAAUAAUGUUCAUAAGAAUCAUAAGGAUUUAUUUAAUUAUUUAUAUAAAACAGAAAAUACAAAUUAUGAAGAAGGCUCCUCUAAAUAUGAUAUAAAUUUCAAAAAAUUUGAUAUGGUUUUAUUUUUUAAAGACAUUGAGUUUAUAAAUUAUGAUGACAAAAAUGACAUUUUUAACUUUAGGUCAUACACUCAUCCGCAUUUUGACAGCUUAAAAAUGUAUUCAAAUGAAUUUAUUAAAAUGAAGGGGAAUAUGGAAGACUUAAUAAAACUAAAUUAUAUAACUUUUGAAAAAAAUAAAAUUGUAAUUAAACUAGAAGAUCAUUGUAAAAUAAAAGUGGAUAAAAAUAAUAUAUCGUCUAUGCAUUUUUUAUAUUUGUUAAUUUAUUCGAAAUGUAAAUCUAUUGAAUUAACCGGUGUGUGUGUAGAAAAUAAUUAUUUAUCGACAUUUUUAAAAAACAUAUGGAAUAUAUUUGUUCCAUGA
Molecule: messenger RNA, 8007 nt
Organism: Plasmodium falciparum 3D7
Lineage: Eukaryota; Apicomplexa; Aconoidasida; Haemosporida; Plasmodiidae
Product: putative BRCA2 protein
Source: RefSeq, a predicted model, not a curated record